UUCCUUUCAAUUCUUUUGACUCUGGCUUUAUUUGAAGCCUAUCUCGUAUGCCGUCACACAAUUGAUCUGUUUUGUUCACGUACACGAAAUAACCUCUGUCAAAAUGGGCUGGGAAUAUGCCCAAGUGCAUCUGAAAUACACGAUACCGUUUGGUGUUGUUUUGGCGGCGGUUUAUAGACCGUUGAUGUCGCGGUUGGAUGUUUUUAAGCUUGUAUUUUUGAUAACGGUUGCUGUUGUUUCUACCAUCCCCUGGGACUCGUAUCUCAUCAAAAAUCGCAUAUGGACUUAUCCUCCUGGCGUCGUGGUCGGCUUGACAGCCUGGGAUAUUCCAGCUGAAGAAUUAUUUUUCUUCGUCAUCCAGACUCUCAACACCUCUCUACUCUACAUGAUUCUCAGCAAACCAACCUUCCACCCCAUUUACCUCGCCAAGAAGACGGGUUGGGGUAAAAUUGCUGGCCAAAUUCUCUUCGCAUCAGCUAUCAUUUUCGGCCUCGUUUCUGUUUCCUCUGGCGGCGAGGGCAUGUACAUGGGCCUUAUCCUUAUUUGGGCCUGUCCAUUCCUCUUGUUUCUAUGGUCGAUUUCUUAUCAGUUCAUUGUGAAUUUGCCUUGGACAAAUACUGCGCUUCCCAUUGCUUUGCCAACGUUGUAUUUGUGGGUUGUUGAUACUUUUGCGUUGCGACGGGGAACAUGGAGUAUCACUUCUGGCACCAAGUACGGCGUGGUCUUGUGGGAUGGUCUUGACAUUGAGGAAGCUGUCUUUUUCCUUCUCACUAACACUUUGAUUGUCUUUGGCCUCGUCGCUUGCGACAACACGCUGGCCAUUCUCGACACCUUUCCUGAGCAUUUCCCUCGAACAAAGGGACUGCCCAACCUCUUGGUCAUCAUUCGAGCUCUUAUUCUACCUAAAGAGAAGUAUGAUGAAGAGCGCAUUGAAGGUCUCGUCAGCGCAGUUGCUCUGCUCCGAAAGAAGAGCCGCAGCUUCUAUCUCGCAAGCGGCACCUUUGAAGGAAAACUUCGCAUCGAUCUGAUCCGGUUGUAUGCGUUCUGCCGAGCCGCUGAUGAUCUUGUUGAUGAAGCUCCAUCUGUUGAUGAUUCCAGAGCCUCAAUUGAGAAGCUGAGAAAGUUUCUCGAUCUUGCUUAUGAAGAGAAUCAAGAAGAGCCUUCACAAAGACUACGAGAAUAUGUCACGUCGAACAUCCCGGAGAUGUUCCAUAUGGCUCUGCUCCAGCUUCCUACUUAUUAUCUACCCAAACAACCCCUGGAUGACCUUCUCAAGGGUUUUGACACCGAUCUUCUCUUCGACAGAAAGUCCGGCGCAUUUCCUAUUGAGACUACCGAGGAUCUGGAUGUCUACGGAAGUCGUGUAGCCGGCACUGUCGCAGAACUUUGCAACCACCUUAUUCUCUACCAUACCCCAGAAUCUGUCCCCGAAGACAUCCAGCGCGAAGUUGUCGCUUCAGGUCAAGAAAUGGGCAUCGCACUUCAAUACGUCAAUAUCGCGCGCGACAUCAAAACUGACGCAGAAAUUGACCGCGUCUACCUUCCUCUCUCCUGGCUCAAAGAAGCCCAACUCACUCCCGAAGAUGUCAUCCAACAACCCCAUGGCCCUACCAUCGAAGCUCUACGUCACAAGCUGCUCGAUCGUGCUUUUGAAAAGUACAACAUGGCAAAGGGCGCUAUUGAUAAGCUUCCUUCAGAAGGAAAAGGACCAAUUCGCGUUGCUGUUGAGAGCUACAUGGAAAUUGGACGCGUUCUCAGAGAGAAGGGUCCUACGAUGAAGAAGGGCAGGGCUACUGUUCCUAAAAUGAGACGAAUUCGUGUUGCAUGGUCUGCAUUGAACAAAUAGCGGGGUGUAGCGUGGAGGAUGUAAUGGUAGAGGUCAUAGAUUCAUAGAUUAUUCAUCUCAUUCCGCUUUGAG
Messenger RNA from Fusarium oxysporum Fo47, 1918 nucleotides. RefSeq names its product Squalene/phytoene synthase-domain-containing protein. The record is from RefSeq and is a predicted model, not a curated record. NCBI's taxonomy places the organism in Eukaryota, Fungi, Ascomycota, Sordariomycetes, Hypocreales, Nectriaceae. The transcript has 6 exons. Gene Ontology annotation, biological process: biosynthetic process. Gene Ontology annotation, molecular function: intramolecular lyase activity; geranylgeranyl diphosphate synthase activity. Bases 104 to 1846 code for a protein of 580 amino acids.